This is a messenger RNA of Pediculus humanus corporis (human body louse), 324 nucleotides long. RefSeq names its product transmembrane protein 14C, putative. Gene Ontology annotation, cellular component: mitochondrial membrane. Bases 1 to 324 code for a protein of 107 amino acids. The transcript is spliced from 2 exons. The record is from RefSeq and is a predicted model, not a curated record. Gene Ontology annotation, biological process: regulation of heme biosynthetic process. NCBI's taxonomy places the organism in Eukaryota, Metazoa, Arthropoda, Insecta, Psocodea, Pediculidae.
AUGGUUGCUGAUAUUUACGGUUUUGCUUAUGCUGCAACAGUUGCUGCUGGAGGAAUUAUGGGAUAUGUAAAAGCUCAAAGCUUACCUUCAUUGGCUGCUGGAUUAGUAUUUGGGGGUUUGCUGGGUUAUGGAGCAUAUCAACUCACUAAAAAUGCCAAUAGCUAUCAACUUUCACUCGGAGCAAGUUUAUUUCUUACAGUUAUAAUGGGAUAUAGAUUUGUUAACAGUGGUAAAAUUAUGCCAGCUGGAGUGGUUGCUGGUUUAAGUUUAAUAAAUGUUUUGAGACUGUCUUACAGAGCUGCAAUGCCGAUAAAAGAAGGUUAA